Molecule: messenger RNA, 1032 nt
Organism: Heterobilharzia americana
Lineage: Eukaryota; Metazoa; Platyhelminthes; Trematoda; Strigeidida; Schistosomatidae
Source: the annotation of a GenBank genome assembly
UUACUACGGGCUCACAUUUUAAAUUUUGGGCAAAACCCAAAACUUUUACUUCAGGCGCAGAUGGGGAAACACGAUAUUCCCCAAAGUUUCCUGACAUUUUCUUUGAAACUACCAAAAGUUCCAAAGUGCGCCUAAAUUGCAUGCAGUGCGCUCGAAGAUCAUGAAGUGUAGGCAGUGCACCCUAAGUUUUAAAAUAACCUAUAUUCACAGUUCUAAGAAUCCAUAUUUGGUAAAGUUAUUGUAUAUCGGUCAGGUUUCAUUGCUGCGUGUGUUUGUGUAUUACAAAUUAGUGUAAUGGAAACGGCCAACGGAAAUGAAAAAAUUAGGGGACACUCGAAACUAGGUCAAGAACGUUUUCGGUCCAUGGCUCGUUCAUAUUACCAUGAUGCUGUUGGAGCAUUACUUGUCUAUGAUAUGACUAACCGAGAUUCAUUCAAUGAACUUUCUCACUGGUUGUCUGAUGCCAGAACUCUUGCUUCCCCUGAUAUCAUGAUUGUACUGGUCGGUAACAAAAAAGAUUUACAGGAUACUAGUGGACAAGUUACUCAAUGGGAAGCUAGCGAAUUCGCUCAAGAUAAUGACUUACAGUUUUUAGAGACAUCAGCAUUCACUGGUGAAAAUGUUGAAGAAGCCUUUACUCAAUGUGUUCGUAAACUAAUCUUGAGGAUUAAAAAUGGUGAAUUAGACCCAGAUCGUUUAAAAUGUACUAAACAACCUCGUGGUUUAACAUUUACUGAUCGUCCAAAACUGAAUUCUAUCCCACAGGUACAUGUACAAAAUGAUUCAACUCUUUCAUAUCAAUGUAACUGUUAAUAAUGAUACUUAUUAUAAUUUCAAGAAUUCAAAACCAAAGGUACUAUUUGUAUUGUUGUCUAUAACAAUCAUUCCUUUGUAUAGUGAUGUCAAACAAACUUGUGUUUCAUAUUUUUCUCCCUUAUGAAUUCUCUUUUGUUCCCCUCUUUUCUCUCUAUGGUAUGUGUUUUCAAGGUCAUUUGCUUAUCAUUUUAUAAAGUUACUUUCUCUCAUUGCUUU